GUCUUCUUCCCAGAUUGUUGGUUUUAGGAAGAUGUGAUGGGAGGAAAAAGUGCAUCCAAAAUCAAAGUAGAAACAAGGGUGGAUAAGCGGAUUGAGUCGGAGGAGUCUGGAGAUGAAGAAGGGAAGAGGCAGGCGGUGCGCCUGGUGACAGACCUCAGCCAGCAGAGCCUGAGGGAUGAGCAGAACGGGGAGAGCUCUGCAGGGGAAGCAGAGACACCAGUGGACAUGGAGACAAUUAGCCUGGACCCAGAAGCUGAGGAUGUUGACUUGAAUCAUUUCCGAAUUGGGAAGAUUGAAGGAUUUGAGGUCCUCAAGAAAGUGAAGACCCUGUGUCUCCGUCAGAAUUUGAUUAAGUGCAUUGAGAACCUGGAGCAGCUGCAGACCUUGAGGGAACUGGAUCUCUAUGACAAUCAGAUUCGGAAGAUUGAGAACUUGGAGUCUCUGGUGGAUCUUGAGAUCCUGGACAUCUCCUUUAACGUCCUGCGGCACAUUGAAGGACUAGAUCAGCUUACCCAACUUAAAAAGCUCUUCCUUGUCAACAACAAAAUCAGCAAAAUUGAGAAUUUGGGCAACUUGCAGAUGCUGCAGAUGUUAGAGUUGGGAUCCAAUCGAAUUCGGACAAUUGAAAACAUUGACACCUUGGCUAAUCUUGACAGUCUGUUCCUUGGAAAGAAUAAGAUCACCAAGCUCCAGAACUUGGAUGCACUGACAAACUUGACUGUGCUCAGUAUACAGAAUAACCGCCUGACCAAGAUUGAGGGGCUGCAGAGCCUGGUGAACCUGCGCGAGCUGUACCUCAGCCACAACGGCAUCGAAGUCAUCGAGGGGCUGGAGAACAAUGACAAACUCACAAUGCUGGACAUUGCAUCCAACAGAAUCAAGAAGAUUGAAAAUAUCAGUCACCUAACAGAGCUGCAGGAAUUCUGGAUGAACGAUAACCUCAUCGAGAGCUGGAGUGAUCUGGACGAGCUGAAAGGAGCAGAAAACUUGGAAACUGUCUACCUGGAGAGAAACCCCUUGCAGAAGGACCCCCAGUACCGACGCAAGAUCAUGCUGGCCCUGCCCACCGUGCGGCAGAUCGACGCCACCUUCGUGCGGUUCUGAGCCCCCCGCCCGGGGACACCCCCCAGCUGGGCUUUUUAGCCACUCACCACGCCCCACGCCUUCAGUCCUCUGACACCCACAGAUGGUCCAUGAAAUCACUGAGUACCAGACCUUGUGUACAAUGCACUCGUUGUUUUUGAAAUGAUGUUGUUAUUAUUAAAUCUUAACAAGAGA
Merops nubicus (carmine bee-eater) is the source of this 1278-nucleotide messenger RNA. RefSeq names its product protein phosphatase 1, regulatory subunit 7 (gene PPP1R7). NCBI's taxonomy places the organism in Eukaryota, Metazoa, Chordata, Aves, Coraciiformes, Meropidae. Gene Ontology annotation, molecular function: protein binding. The coding region runs from base 37 to 1104 and encodes 355 amino acids. The transcript is spliced from 10 exons. The record is from RefSeq and is a predicted model, not a curated record.